AACGGCAAAAAGGGCAUGCGAAGCUGGGGUCGGGGCAACUUCGGGCAGCACGGGCAGUCCGGGCAGGUUCGCAUCACCGACUCAGUGGAAUCGUUCGUUGGCAGAGGAAAAAGUUUAAAUAGGGGAGAAGAGAGAGAAAGAGAGAAGACCAUACGGAACACAACACCUCUCUCUCUCUCUCUCCCCCUCUUUUUGCCUUUAUAUCCCGCUCUCCUUUCCUCUUCUGCUUCCGGUCCUGGGGCGAUUUUCUCCUCCUCUCUGGAAAUCGCCUGGUUCGAUCGCGGCUCGUCGAUCUGGGAGCGGCAAUCGCGACGGAGAUCUCGUCUCUCUUCUGACAAGGCAAUCAGGAGCGUUGAAGAUAUGGAGCACGACGAGACUGGAUGCCAGGCCCCCGAAGGUCCGAUCCUCUGCAUCAAUAACUGCGGCUUCUUUGGAAGCGCAGCCACAAUGAAUAUGUGCUCCAAGUGCCACAAAGAGAUGGUUCGGAAGCAGGAGGAAGUCAAGCUUGCAGCAUCAUCCAUUGGCAGCAUUGUCAAUGGCAAUGGUAGCAGCAGCAGCAGCAGCAGCAACGGGAAGGAGCCUGUUGUUGUUGGCAACAUAGAUGUAGCGGUUGGGUCUGUCAACAAAAAGAUUGUAUCAUCCCAGCCGGCAGAUGCUUUGGCCUCAAGCGAGGGCGGGGAAGCAAAGGCGAAGGAGGGUCCAAACAGAUGCAAUGCUUGCAGGAAGCGUGUUGGGCUGACAGGGUUCAGCUGCCGAUGUGGGAAUCUUUUUUGCGCGGUUCAUCGCUAUUCCGACAAGCACAACUGCCCAUUUGAUUACCGGACGGCCGCUCGGGAUGCGAUCGCAAAAGCCAACCCUGUUGUCAAGGCUGAAAAGCUCGACAAGAUAUAGAGGCUCCAGAGGGAAGGUUCUCUGAUUUGAAGCUUCUUGUCUCUCUGUGCCUCUUUAUUUUCAUUUUGGCUGCUCUUCAUGGUAGGUAUCCUUUAUCUCCACAUUGGUGGUUGGAGGCAUGGCUGUUUGGCCAUCUUUGCAGUAUCGAGAACUCUAUAUUCAGUCCUUGGUUGGUGAUGAUUUGUUUGCUGGAUCCAGUGUGUAAGCUUCUAUUCGUGCUGGUUUGAUGGACUUUGUCGUGGCUUAUGAUUUGGUUAGCUUUGUAAUUUGCUGUUCUGGUGCACAUGACAUGCUCUAUUUGGCAGUAGUUUCAUCCAGUGAUGUGGAAGGAUUCUCUCUGCACUGAAUGUGUCCAACUUGGAUAUAUUAGCUCUGUAAUUUUAUGCUCGUUCACGUGGUUUUUAUUC
Molecule: messenger RNA, 1298 nt
Organism: Magnolia sinica
Lineage: Eukaryota; Viridiplantae; Streptophyta; Magnoliopsida; Magnoliales; Magnoliaceae
Product: zinc finger A20 and AN1 domain-containing stress-associated protein 8
Exons: 3
Coding region: 16-891 (291 amino acids)
Molecular function (GO): DNA binding; zinc ion binding
Source: RefSeq, a predicted model, not a curated record